CUACGGCAUACUUGGGGGAAUAUACACAUAUCCUUAAUUUGUGCUUUGGAGUCUUUGCCUUGUUUACUAUUCUUUUUCUUGAACUCAAAAUUCUUUGUACACUACUUGGGGGAAUUAUUUGUUUUGAUGUAAUAAUAAAGAGAUAUUAGUUUUAAAAAUAUGAGUGUUAUAAGAUUUUAAGGGUAAAAAAGUAAAUUGCUUUUAAAAUACCUCCCCUCCCCUUGUGAACCAAACAUAUAUUUAAUUAAAAUACCUCACCUCCCCUCCUCUCCCCUCUUUUGAACCAAACACAUAUGUAAUUAAAAAAUUUCCCUCCCCUCCCCUCCCCUUCCCUCCCCUCUAUAAAAAUACCUCACCUCCCGUCCCCCUAUUUUGAACCAAACAGACCUUAAAAGAAACGCGGAGAAGCUGCCACCAAAUAUUCACCUCACCCCAUCCAAACAAAAAUAAAAAAUUUAGGGUGGGGCAAGAAAAGUUAGAGAGAGAGUAGUUGCGUUUGCAUUGAAGAUUGAAAAAUUGAAAUUUCAUUCAUUCUAUUCCACAGGUGUGGGAACUAUUCUCGCUAACCAACAAAUACAUAUAUUCUGAUGUAUCAUCAUCUUCUCUAGUCAUCUUCUUCUUCCUCACGCUAACAACAACAACAACAAGCUAUGCCGACUUUUACUGCUAUAGCGUUUGAUAGGUUAAUAGAGCCCGGAGGUUCUAGGGCUGGUCAUCAGAAAUCUGCUUCAAUUUCGGUUCCAGCUCCGAAGAAGCUUGAGAGGAGGACCAGUGAACCACCAAGUUCCAGAAAGAGAGUACCUCCUCGUCCUCAAUUAAAGCCGUCACUCUAUGCAACUCCUGAGGUGAAGCCGCUUCCGGAUUCUCCGCUACAAGAUUCUCCUUCUUCGUUCUUGGCUUCUCCUUACAUCAUCAAUCAUAAACGUCGUGGGCCGCGUCUUCUCAAGAGUUUCUCUGAGGCCAAUGUACAGGCUAAGCAGGAGAUUGAUGAUGACGUAAAUGUUAAUGGUAAGAGCUCUAAUAGUGUGGUUUCUAGUUCCGCUGGUGACCUACAAGUCAGUUUCGUGAACUCUGAACCUGUUAAGGAAGAGCAAGACGGUGGUGUAGAAGAUAACAAACUUAGUAGCAGCAAUGGUGGCGAUGUUGAGCACAGAGAAAAUGGAAGUAGUAUUGAUCAUAAUGGAGUGCAUUUGGAAAAGGUAGUGGUGUUGAAUUCUGAAACAGAUACUGAAGACUUUUUCGAUCCAAAUGAUUCUAUGAGCUUUAGUAGUUACACAGAUGGGGAGGAUAAUACAAGCAAAGAUCGUACUGCAAAAUAUAGUAGUUCCGCAGAGUUUUUUGACGCUUGGGAAGAACUCUCUUCUGAUAGUGGGACGCAAGGCUCUCUACGCUCUCUACGUGAUGUUGAUGCUGAAUUGCGUGAAAUAAGGUUGAGUCUAUUGAUGGAGAUAGAAAAGCGAAAGCACAUUGAAGAAUCCCUUAAAAGCAUGCAAAGCCAGUGGGAGAGAAUUAGAGAAGGGUUAUCUUCUGUUGGAAUUGUUUUACCUGCAGAUCUAGCUGCUAUUGCGCAAGGUGGGCAGCUGAAUUCUGAUCCUGUGGAUGAUAUAUGUCAGCAGGUAUACAUUGCUAGGUUUGUAUCAAACUCCAUUGGAAGAGGAACUGCCAGGGCUGAGGCGGAGGCAGAAAUGGAAGCCCAGCUAGACUCAAAGAACUUUGAGAUUUCUCGACUGUUGGAACGUCUUCAUUAUUAUGAGACCAUGAAUAGGGAGAUGUCUCAGAGGAACCAGGCGGCAGUAGAGACGGCAAGGCGUGAGAGACAAAGAAGGUCUAGGAGGCAGAGAUGGAUUUGGGGCUCUAUAUCUACUGCCAUUGUACUUGGUACUACAGCAAUAGCAUGGUCAUAUCUUCCAUCAAGUAAAGGAUCAACAUCUGCAGACCAUGAUGACGUUUCCGAACACAAUGACGGGGCCAAUUAAUAUUCCGUCAACACUAAUUUUGCCUAGUUAUGGUAGGAGAGGUGAAUAAAAGUUUUACACACCACUAUGUGGCGAACACGUCUCACACUUAAUCGAUUACAAUUUUGAAGCAGUUUGAGUAUGUGAAUAAUUUUAUUGGGUCGUCCAGUACAAUUACUUUGCCUUCCACUGCAAGUCUUAGAUGGUUGAUUAGUAAAAUGGUACAGUCCAUGUUGAUAAGAUAAUACCUUAUAGUUUUUUCUUACCCAUUCUUACAAGCAGAAUAAGUAUUUGGCAUCUGAUA
Molecule: messenger RNA, 2259 nt
Organism: Trifolium pratense (red clover)
Lineage: Eukaryota; Viridiplantae; Streptophyta; Magnoliopsida; Fabales; Fabaceae
Exons: 4
Coding region: 651-1976 (441 amino acids)
Source: RefSeq, a predicted model, not a curated record